Molecule: messenger RNA, 1565 nt
Organism: Polychytrium aggregatum
Lineage: Eukaryota; Fungi; Chytridiomycota; Chytridiomycetes; Polychytriales
Exons: 1
Coding region: 116-1474 (452 amino acids)
Cellular component (GO): mitochondrion
Source: RefSeq, a predicted model, not a curated record
CUGUCCCGCUUGCAUCUCUCCCGCUUGCAUCUGUCCCGCUUGCAUCUGUCCUCCCUCAAAGCUGCUGCACCCCCAUCCGAUCGCUGUAUCUGUCGCCACGCCCGCCGCAUCCCUCAUGGCCACCGCUCACCAGGCCCUCAGGCCGCUCGUUCGGAAAUACUUUCUGCAGCUUGUCAAGAACGUCCAUCCGGACUACUAUGCCCAGAGCCCCACCGCCCGCUCCACCAACCAGGCUUCGCUCCAAGACCUGAACAAGUUCAUCGCCAGUGCCUUUCCGGGCGCUGUAUCGGGCCUCAGAGAGCCGCCAGAGAAUCCCGCCACUCCAUCGACCGCGGCGGCCCAAAAAACACCAAUUCGGUUUUACUGUCGACCACAACGGCGGUCCGAUGCUUCUCUCGCCAGCACUGACCACUGCAGCGAGAAUGCCCCGUCGUCGGCAUCCAGUCGCCCAGCGCUCUCUGGUCGAGCGACAUCUGUGCGACCCACCAUCCAGACCACGCCGGAUCGUCUGAUACCCGACCCCAUUGCAUCAGCGUCGCAGCUACGGGCUCACUCGCCCCCAGUGUUGUCAGCACUGACAGAGGAACAACUGCAGCUCAUCCAGCACGAGCUGAGCGUCAGUAUCGGACUCGGAGCCUCGCGGUCCCUCAAGAUCCCAUCGCUGGUCGUCCGUCGCCUCGAUCGCCAAGCCAGGGCCGAGACCGAGAGCCGGCUGCUGGCACUAUCGCUUCUGCACCUGUGCGAAAAGUGCGGCGUCGAUCUCGAUCAGGACGAAGUUGCUUUGCUCGAAAACCAGGUCAAGGAAAAGCUUGGACUCGACCCGGAUGCUCCUACGGCGGCUUCAUCUCCAGGAUCGUCUGCCAGGCGCGAAGGCGACCGCGAUGUAUUUGUUCGGGAGAUGCGCAAGUCCAUCGCAAGCAUCGAUAAGACCAUCGCUGCAGACACACUCGCACAAAGAGCGUCUCCGUCACCGUCGGCAUCGUUGCGAGCUGCCAAGAGCAUCCGCUCGCGCUCGGACGGCUGGGAUGACUCGGAGUUUGAGUUUGUUGCUCCCACCGGCAGUGUCGCCUCGAUGUCGACGAACAGGAGAUCGACCUCGACGACGGCACAGACUCGAGCCAGACGAGACCCGGGAGAACACGGAUCCAGCGACGCCAGCAUCCGGAAUUGGGUCCAGGCCCAUGCCAUCUUUGCAAGACACCUCGAUUUUCCUCACAUCCGGGAGUUGUUCUCCGACCGUCUCCGGAAAUGCCGCCGGGAUGUCGACUUUGACCAAUGGCGGAACCUCCCGGUGGUUGUGGGCGACCAGUACGAAACCAUCGAGGGGAUCCUGGCUAUUCCGUGGGACUUUGAGCCACACGACCUGCAAAAGUAUCUCCGCUAUCGGUUGCUAUCUGUUCGGCACGAACACGAAGCCACGCUGCGGCAGAUGAGAGACCGGCACUGGGCAGCCGAGGGCCAUGAUGAGCGUUGAUGGAGACGCACCGACGACCCUCUCUCGUGAACCAAGAGGCUCUGCUCCUCAAUAUACACACAUGCCGUCGGCGGAUGGCACCCGCGGGCCA